Messenger RNA from Nicotiana attenuata, 3198 nucleotides. RefSeq lists its product as uncharacterized. The transcript has 2 exons. The record is from RefSeq and is a predicted model, not a curated record. The coding region runs from base 1761 to 2741 and encodes 326 amino acids. Lineage: Eukaryota; Viridiplantae; Streptophyta; Magnoliopsida; Solanales; Solanaceae.
GGCGGAUAUAUCCGAAAUAAAAAAGCGCCAUACACUCCACUAGAUUUUCAUUUCUUUUCUUUCGCGCUAUUCAAAGAACCCUAAGCCCCAAAUUGCAAAAUGAGGAUCGCACAGACUCUACGCUACCACCGCCUUGAUGUCCUUCAUCUUUAAUUGGUGCGCGCUCUCUCUCUCUCUCUCUCUUUGAGUGUGUAAUGUGCUUAAUUGAAGUUCAAUUUCAUUUGAUUUCAACUCAGUUGAUUCCUAAGGUUUUCAGAUAAAUUGGUAUUUUGUUCAAUUUAGGAUUUGAGAUGGAAGAGAUAUUAUUUUUUUAUUUAUGAUGUGGAAUCUCCAAUUACAUUUCAUUUCUUUCAAGGAAACCUAAGAGAGAUGAGAACAAAAACAAAGUUUGAGUCCUCUAUUUUCAUAUUUUCUGAACGAAAAUUGAAGGAACAUAAGUAGACAUUAUAAUCUUUCUUUUCAACGUCGAUGAUAGCAGAGAGAGGACAAGGACCUUCAACCAACAGACCAUACUUCUGAAACUCCCAUUCACUGUACACCAACGGUAAAUUCUAGUGGCCAUACUUCUUAAACUCCCACUUGUUGUUAUCAAUUGAUAGAAGAAGUGUAGAUAAUCUAGAAUUAUUGGGAAAGGAUGUUAUUUAAUUCCUUUGCAGAACCUUAUCAUGUGAUUAUUAAUGGUGCCCACUUCUGUGUAAUAUAACUGGAGUGAUAUAUUAUGCAGUAGUAGAAAAUUUGGAUGUUAGAUUGGUAAUUCAUGUGUUUGAGGAUGUUUUGAAGCACAACAAGACCAAAGAUUGUUGGAUUAUCAUUUGUGAUUUUUUUUCUUUGGUAUCAAUUUAAUUUUUUAGUGAUUCUAUCGUCUUAUAAUGAAUACUACAAUGAAUCGUUAAUUGUCUGUCAUAUCAGUAGUUCUCUUUCUAAUUGUUUUGUAAAGCAUCGUUUGGGAUCUUGUAAUCUAUAUUUUUAAGAGCUUGUUAUGCUCCCUUGAAGUGUUGAAACCAGGAAAGCCCAAGAGUCUUAACUUUAUACAAAGAAGUUGUCGGUCUGUAUAUAGUAAUAAUCGUUUCCACACGUUAAUAAAAGACAUCUUGAUAAAUAUGUACGUAAUUUAGGUAGUUUUUUUUUCUUUACACGAUUCUUCUAGUUAGUGUUAAAAUAAAUUGCGAAGUUUCUUGUUAAACUGGAACAACAGAAGGGGUUGUUUAUGUUCGUGUUUUACUGCAGAGAAUUCAGCGAGUCAUACAACAGGGGACGAAACUUGAAAGAAAUACUUCAAACUCAAACUUCUUUUGAGAACAAAGACAACUGUUUAUGACAUUAUCUUUUAGGUUUAAGCUGUGCAGUUUAUUGUUUGUUCCAUUGGAUUUUGCUAUGAUAAAAGAGCAUAGUGUCACAUGUUUCGGGAGCCAGUUAACUUAUAUCAUCUCAAACACUAUGGUAUAAUACUAAAACAAGCAUAUACCAAUUAGAUGAAGGGAAAGGUAUUUCUGAAAAAUCAAAUAGAAGGUGAAUCCUGUAAUACUCCUAACUUAAAACUCAAUCUUUAAUCUUCAUAUUUAAAUAUGGGUAUGUCACAUGUGUGUGCACACCAGGAGCUCAGAGAAAUUAAAUCAUUUUAUGGGAUGCAAAGCCUUUGGAAGUCUUGCUUGAGGAGAAUGGUUUAGAAUGGAGAAAGACUUCAUUUGGACUUGGAGCAUCGACAUCUUAACAGGUUCGGAUUCUUCAUCCUUUUUAACACAGCUACUUACGCAUUUGGGAUGUCAAGUCACGGCAACUUCUCUCUGCGGUCAAAUAAAGAGUGUGGCAUGUAUUGGCACUCCGGCUGCGUUACUAUCACUCGGAUUUACAAGUACUUGAGUAAAUUCAACUGGGAACCAACUAAAGAAGAUCCUAGAAACAUAUGGAUUCCAAAUGCUGGUAACGACGGAGAGUGGGUAAAUCCUGAUGAUUGUGUUCUGCACGACAAAAGUUGUUUCUUUGGCCUGCAGCUGCAUGUUUUAGAGAAGCACUAUGACAAGGAACUGCUCAGUUUCUUCUCCAAAUUAGGUGUCAAAAGCAAUCCUUCUCUUGAUGAUUUUCUCAAGCUUUGGAAGUCUUGGGAAAAUGCGGACCGCAGUUUGUCACAAUCAGAGUGUCAAACCUUCUGGGAGUUCAUUGUGAAGCACUGGAGCUCAAGAACCGAGAAAUUUCUAUCUGAGAACUUGUCAAAACUUCCUGUGGGUUCAGACUCGAACGAACUUUUGUUCCUUGAUAAACGUGAUGUUUUUAUUGCUGAUGAUCUCUUUCUGAAUGAUUUAUUUGAACAGUCUUCUUCUCAUCCCUUGUUUAUUUGGUAUCCACAACCAAGCUUGCCAUCUUCACCUCGGCAGAAGCUGCUUGAAAUUUAUGGCAAAAUUGGUGUUCCGAAUUUGUCUGAAUUUGUUCUGAAAUAUGGCUUGUCUUCUAUUAAUUGUGUUGGACUUGAGCAGGUGCAGCCGAAGGAAAUCUUCAUCGGAAAGGGUUUGAUUAAGUUAAUCCUUGGCUUCGUUGCUGAUCCUUCACUUCAAAUGGAAGCGCGUACGAGACAUGGAGCUCUCAAAAGCCUCGUGGAUAUUAGCUUUUUUGCGACACCAGAACAAAUAACAAUGGAUUACUGUCCGUCACUUUCUUCUGGUGAUUUCCUGAACGUGAAAGUGAGCCGAAUGAUGUGCUGGGAUAGAGAAAAUGCAAAGAUUUUUAUACAAAAGCUGGAAAAAUAAGGUGGUUGCAGAUGUAAGCUUGAGUUUGCUACAUAUUUCUCAGAAGUAGUUGCCGAGGGAAUUCUAAGGCAGAAAGAUGAUUGUGUGCACCAACUGGCUGAAUUGAUCAAGUUGGGAUUCAUCCUGGAAUUUGAUCAGGCAACUGUUGGGUUCUUGAUGAAAACAAAGAAUCUGCAAAUAUUUUUAGAGGAUGAAGAAUUCCUUUCUGCUGCCUUCACUUCCGAAUAGGUAUUUAUGCGCACUAAAUCCACCAUCCCCAUUAUGCACCCCCUUAAUGUUUUUGUAAAAUUUUCAUUUUGCUUUUUGGUAAUUUCCUGAAAUAUACUACUUUUGACAUGUUUUGGUAUUGAGGUGGAUGAUGUAUUAUCUUGCUUUCCAACAUAUAUCAUAGUUUACUGAUGGUUCUGGAUGUCUUUUGUUGGUGAUGUAUCAUUAACUGAAAGGAGCUCUGCAAUUU